CAAACAAAACGUUUUCUCUACGACGACGCAAAACGCUGUCGUCGAAGAGCCGCUUUCCAUUAAUCUGCAGAAUUCAACGAUUCAGAAGUAAAGAAUCAAGGAGAUUCAGACAGUCUCAGGCGGAGGAGAGCUAUGGAAGACAUAUGGAAGAGAGCCAAGAUCUUCGCAGAAGAAGCGGCGAAGAGAUCCCAGACUAUCACCAACUCGGUCUCCAUCUCCGACCUGGUCUCCGAGACCGCCAAGAAAUCCAAGGAGCUCGCUGCCGAGGCCUCGAAGAAGGCCGAUCAGAUCAAGACUGCCGCGCUCAAGCAGGCCGAUCAGAUCCAGAUCAAAUCCAUCUCACUCUCCCUACCCGACAUCAUCCCCCCUCAGCUCUCGUCGCUCUCUGUCGCCAGUUCAUCAGCCCCCGCCGCGGACUCCCAGUCGGAGCUACAAAAGUUCGGGGUCACCGACGAUCUACGUGAGUUCGUUAAAGGACUCACCGCUAUUACAUUCCGGAAUUUCCCAAUGCAAGAUGCUGAAGAAGCAGAGGCGUCUGAUGUGGCUACGACAGCUUCGAAUGUGAGGAAAGAUCUGUCGGAGUGGCAGGAGAAGCAUGCCACUGUGGUUCUCACCACUGUCAAGGAAAUUUCAAGAUUAAGGUAUGAAUUAUGCCCCCGUGUUAUGAGAGAAAGAAGAUUCUGGAGAAUAUAUUUCACACUUGUGAGCAGCCAUGUGGCUCCGAAAACAGCACAUACUUUCACUCAAUGCUUACAAACUAUCAGGUAUGAGAAGCAAUACAUGGAGGAGUUGAAGCUCAAAGCAGCAGAGGAUGUUAAAGAUGAUAAGUUAAAGAAAACUUCUGAAGAAAAAGAGAAAGCAGAAGGGAUUGAGAACUCCUCUAAGGGUAAAACUUCCAAGUCAUCAUCAACUGAGCAGGACUUGGACACGUUUCUUCUGGGAGAUCUUGAAGACAGUGAUGGGGGUCCGGAUGAGGGUGAGGAAGGGAGCUUCGAUGAUGAUUUUGACAAGAUUGGAAAUUCGGACGUUGAAGAUGAGAACCUUGUGAAGAAAUAGGCAAUUGCAAAAGGUUAGAGCACUGCCAGUUGCAGGGGAAAUAUGCAGUAAGUGGCAAGAGUUUUUCUGUAACUAAUAAUAACGCGGUGAAGGGAAAGGAAUUGAGGAUGAGCAGUAGGUGCUAAAUGUCAAAUUUGAUGUUGCGACUUCUUGGGAGGUGCAGUGGCUAUAUGGUUGGGCAAAUUUGAAUUACAAGUUAUCUCUGUUCACUUAUUUGUUUUAGUGCAAUCUAGAUGGUGGCAAGCUAGUGCAAAAAUUUGGGGACGCUGGACCUUUACUUGCCUUGUACAGAUUAUUUAAUUCCGUUGAUUCAUAUAUGGUUCAUAUAAUGUUAAAAUCCAGUUAAAUGUUA
Molecule: messenger RNA, 1408 nt
Organism: Carya illinoinensis
Lineage: Eukaryota; Viridiplantae; Streptophyta; Magnoliopsida; Fagales; Juglandaceae
Exons: 6
Coding region: 133-1056 (307 amino acids)
Source: RefSeq, a predicted model, not a curated record